Molecule: messenger RNA, 1920 nt
Organism: Pimephales promelas (fathead minnow)
Lineage: Eukaryota; Metazoa; Chordata; Actinopteri; Cypriniformes; Leuciscidae
Gene: krtcap3
Product: keratinocyte associated protein 3
Source: RefSeq, a predicted model, not a curated record
ACAGGUGAGGUGUGCGUGACGUCGUCGAGCAUGACGGGAGGGACCUGCGUUUGAUGAAGUUUUACUUCCAAACUAAGAGCUCAAAUACACAGGUACAGAUAUGUGUGAUUUCGACAAGCAGAAGGGUCCUGGGCGGCUGAUGAAGAAAGGAUUGACUCUCAUCGUCAUUGGUCAUGUUAAUUUCAUCCUGAGCGCUAUUCUUCAUGGCAGCGUGUUACGCCACGUAUCCAAACCCAGCAAUGAGAUCUCAACGGAGUAUACCAUAUCAAACAUCAUCUCUGUCUCCUCAGGACUUCUGAGCAUCGCAAGUGGAAUUGUUGCAAUAUUGGUGUCGAGGAAUAUUACCUACUGGAAACUACACAUCGGCCUGUUAGUGAGUUCCUUUCUGAACACCCUGCUCACGCUGGCAUGUUUAUUGGGGUUGAUUUUGGCUAUCAGUCUGACCGUUUCAACCGACGGGAGCGGCCUCAUGAAGGGAUGCAAUUCCACUAACAAUGCACGUUCUCUGGUUAUCGUCGACUGCCCUUUUGAUGCCACUCGCAUCUACGACACAACCCUUGCUCUGUGGUUCACCUGCGCUGCGUUCACUUCGCUGGAGGCUGGACUGUCUGUGUGGUGCUUUAUUGUGGGUCUCCAAUUAAGAGGCAUCGGACCCUGUGCUCAAAACUACAUCAGAGAGCAGCUGGAAGAGGAGGCCCUGGCUUCAGGAUCAAAGAUGGACCAGCACCCCACAACUCAAGGAGAGCGUCUCAUUGCACAUCAGUCCGCCAUUGCUUAGAGAGAGGUGGGACAUUUACUGUGGUGAAACAGAACAUAAUGCAAGUUUUCAUUCAUCUGGAGUUACAUUCUGCAUUUGUAUUAAUUAAUAAUGUCAAUUGUUCUGUAGAUGAUUUGAAGCACUGAGGUUGUGAAACAGAUUUUUUUUGCCAGGAUGUUUGGUCUGAAUGUGUUCAGUCUACUCGUAUAGAUUGUAAUUAAACCCAAAACAUAUUCAUAGUCAUUUUCUGAAACUGUAUAUGGAGUUGCAUGUUGUGCAGUUAUCGUUUACAUGGAAACUAAACACCCAACUUAAAAAUUAUGAUUUUUUUUUAAAGUGACCGCUUGUAUUCUUUUUUAUAUAUCAUGUUUUGUUAUUGCACUCCCGAUGUCAAAUAUACCAAAUACUGUUUUAUUUUACUUUAAAGGAAAGCAGCUGUUUUACUAUCUAAUGUGCCACACGCUGAGCUCUCUAUAGUCGGUUGUCAUACAAAGUCCAGUAUGCAGUAUAGAGAGUGUGCCAGAGCGCCGUCAGAGACAUUAAUCUGGGGUGGAUUCAAUGAUGCAGAGAAAAUCUCACUCUCACAGAUAAUCUAGUGUGAUUACAGUAGUUAAAUAUUGACAGAGACAUGACUGAAACUGUCAAAACAAAGAGAUUUCCCUCUGCUUGAUGCAUUACAUUUCAUUUCAAAAGACUGUUUGUUUAGAGAGCUGUAAUAUACUUUCAUUCCUGACACGGUACUCAAAAUCCCUCAUCUCGAUGCAGAAAAGUGAACCUUUUGCUUUUACAUUUAAUUUAAUUAUUUUUAACAUUGUGGUGUGUUAUCAAUGUGCAUCAUAUUUGAAUAUACAUUUUCAUAUUAAAAAAAGUUUUCAGAAAUCUAACUUUUUUUUUUUACAUUAGACUGAAAUGUUUUCAGAUAUAAUAAUUUCAUUUUAGAUUCCAUAGAGUUGAAAUGGUGAAUAUUGUUCUUUUAUAUCUACGCUUUAAUAAAAUGUUGUAAACAUUUGCUAUAAUGUUUUAGUAGUUUUAUGAACAAUUAUCUAAAAUGCAAUUAACAUGGCAUGAAAAGUAUGUUGAAGAGGAUGAACAACAUUUUCCGAAGAGCUACUUUCACUGAUCCUUUGUUAGAUUGGAAAAAUAAAUUUUUCAAAGACCUGUUU